This is a messenger RNA of Ailuropoda melanoleuca (giant panda), 5477 nucleotides long. RefSeq names its product protein tyrosine phosphatase receptor type U (gene PTPRU). Gene Ontology annotation, cellular component: membrane. Bases 852 to 5477 code for a protein of 1541 amino acids. Gene Ontology annotation, biological process: protein dephosphorylation. The record is from RefSeq and is a predicted model, not a curated record. NCBI's taxonomy places the organism in Eukaryota, Metazoa, Chordata, Mammalia, Carnivora, Ursidae. Gene Ontology annotation, molecular function: protein tyrosine phosphatase activity; protein binding. The transcript is spliced from 32 exons.
CCCGGGCAAGUUACUUGACCUUUCUGGGUCUUUAGUGUUCUCAUCUGUGACAUUGGGGUAAUUAUAGAAUGCAGUGCAUGGAGUUGCCGUGAGGACAUGUUUUAUAUACAUAGGUGUAUAGUUAGAACAGGCCUGCCACCUAGUAAGAAUGUAAGUGCUAACAGUUAUUAAGCCCGUGUCUGUAAGUGUGCGGGCAUCCUGUGUGCUCAGAAAAGUUUGUUUCUGGCUUCUGAUGAAGUCUGGGCCCCGGAGGGGGUGGUGGUGGGGAGGGCUGCGGUGACCAAGCCAGGUUGGUUGGAUCUGGCUCGCCUCUCACAUCCUCCGUGCUGUUCUUCAUCCCACUUCCUGCUCACCCUGUACCAGGGCUGGUCCAAUAGAUCUCCCUCUCCGUCUCUGCCCUGUCCUGCCCCGCACUGCCCUGCCCUGGGCUGGGGGCCAGGGGAUGUGCUUUGAUUGCCCAAAAGCUUUUCAGCAGAAUCAGAAUUCAUUGUCUGCCUGCCAGCACGCGGGGCCCUGCUCAGAUAGAAAUACCUGGACACUGUGCUCAGUUCUGGCUGCCCGGCCCAUGGACAGCACUGGCUUCAUCCUGUGACCUUGGAGAGUCACUGGGGUGGAAGAUGCUGGGGUUUGGGGGACGGGGUGGAGGGAAGUCCACAGGGCAGACGAGGUCUCGUCUCCAACCCGUGGAUUAGCCAGCCCAGACCGGCAGCGCUGGAGGCACAGCGUUUUCCAGGAGUCUGGGCGUCCCUGCUGUCCAGUGCAUCACAGUGGGCGCGACCUCCCUGCAUGGCGUUGGCUGUGUGCCGCGUCUUUGUCUACUCUGCGUCACGGCGCUGGUCUGCUGCGGGCAUAUGCUCUCCAGGGUUCCUGGGCCCAGCACCUCAGGACCGGGCCCCCGCAUCGCGUCCUGGCCCUACCCCGCAUCUCAGCCCUGCCCUGCAGGACCGUGCUGGGAUUCUGCAUUGCACUGGCUCUUCGGACCCUCCUGUGGCGGACACAUGCUUGCGGUGAAGUCAUGGAGCACCAGCCAUGUGCCUGGCCCUGCGCUGGUGUCUGGAGAGGGAGAAGAACCGGAAGAGGAACGGGAGACCCCCCAACCGUGGCGAGCCCCUGCGUGCCCGACUCUGCUGGGCGUGUCUCCCUGUGCUACUUCCCGUACUCUGCAUGACGACCUGGAGCGGUCCCUGCAGCAGGUGACACAGCAGAGCCCCCCAGAGUGGAGUCCCUGCUGCGGUGCAGCCGGCUGCACUUUCGAGGAGGUGAGUGACCCGGCAGUGCCCUGCGAGUACAGCCAGGCGCAGUAUGAUGACUUCCAGUGGGAGGAAGUGCACGUCCACCCUGGUACCCGGUCUCCGGAGGACCUGCCCCACGGCUCCUACUUGAUGGUCAAUGCUUCCCAGCAUGCUCCAGGCCAGAGGGCCCAUGUCAUCUUCCAGAGCCUGAGUGAGAAUGAUACCCACUGCGUGCAGUUCAGCUACUUCCUGUACAGCCGGGAUGGGCACAGCCCGGGCACCUUGGGCAUCUACGUGCGUGUCAAUGGGGGUCCCCUGGGCAGUGCCGUCUGGAAUAUGUCUGGAUCGCAUGGCCGUCAGUGGCACCAGGCUGAGCUGGCUGUCAGUACCUUCUGGCCCAAUGAAUAUCAGGUGCUGUUUGAGGCCCUCAUCUCCCCAGACCGCAGGGGCUACAUGGGCCUAGAUGACGUCCUGCUUCUCAGCUACCCCUGCGCGAAGGCCCCGCACUUCUCCCGCCUGGGCGAUGUGGAGGUCAACGCUGGCCAGAACGCCUCCUUCCAGUGCAUGGCAGCGGGCAGAGCAGCAGAGGCCGAGCGCUUUCUCCUGCAGCGGCAGAGCGGGGCGCUGGUGCCCGCCGCCGGCGUGCGGCACAUCAGCCACCGGCGCUUCCUGGCUACCUUCGUGCUGGCCUCCGUGAGCCGCUCGGAGCAGGACCUGUACCGUUGCGUGUCCCAGGCCCCGCGAGGCGCGGGCGUCUCCAACUUCGCAGAGCUCAUUGUCAAGGAGCCCCCCACCCCUAUCGCGCCCCCACAGCUGCUGCGCGCAGGGCCCACCUACCUCAUCAUCCAGCUCAACACCAACUCCAUCAUUGGCGACGGGCCGAUCGUGCGCAAGGAGAUUGAGUACCGCAUGUCCCGCGGCCCGUGGGCCGAGGUGCACGCCGUCAGCCUGCAGACCUACAAGCUGUGGCAUCUUGACCCGGACACCGAGUACGAGAUCAGCGUGCUGCUCACGCGCCCUGGAGACGGUGGUACUGGCCGCCCUGGGCCGCCCCUCAUCAGCCGCACCAAGUGCGCAGAACCCAUGAGGGCCCCCAAAGGCCUGGCUUUCGCUGAGAUCCAGGCCCGCCAGCUGACCCUGCAGUGGGAACCUCUGGGCUACAACGUGACACGUUGCCACACGUACGCGGUGUCCCUGUGCUAUCACUACACGCUGGGCAGCAGCCACAACCAGACCGUCCGGGAGUGUGUGAAGAUGGAGCGGGGCGUCAGCCGCUACACCAUCAAGAACCUGCUGCCUUACCGGAACGUUCACGUGCGGCUCAUCCUCACUAACCCCGAGGGGCGCAAGGAGGGCAAGGAGGUCACUUUCCAGACUGACGAGGAUGUGCCUGGCGGGAUUGCGGCCGAGUCCCUGACCUUUACUCCCCUAGAGGACAUGAUCUUCCUCAAGUGGGAGGAGCCCCAGGAACCCAAUGGCCUCAUCACUCAGUAUGAGAUCAGCUACCAGAGCAUCGAGUCCUCAGACCCGGCGGUGAACGUGCCGGGCCCACGACGUACUAUCUCCAAGCUCCGCAAUGAGACCUACCACGUCUUCUCCAGCCUGCACCCAGGCACCACCUACCUGUUCUCCGUGCGGGCCCGCACAGGCAAAGGCUUUGGCCAGGCAGCACUCACCGAGAUCACCACCAACAUCUCAGCUCCCAGCUUUGAUUAUGCCGACAUGCCGUCACCCCUGGGCGAGUCUGAGAACACCAUCACCGUUCUGCUGAGGCCUGCACAGGGCCGCGGCGCGCCCAUCAGCGUGUACCAGGUGAUCGUGGAGGAGGAGCGCGGGCGGAGGCUGCGUCGGGAGCCGGGCAGCCAGGACUGCUUCCCCGUGCCCUUGACCUUUGACGCUGCACUGGCCCGCGGCCUGGUGCACUACUUCGGGGCAGAACUGGCGGCCAGCAGUCUGCCCGAAGCCAUGCCCUUCACGGUGGGUGACAACCAGACCUAUCGCGGCUUCUGGAACCCGCCGCUUGAGCCGAGGAAGGCCUACCUCAUCUACUUCCAGGCAGCAAGCCACCUGAAGGGGGAGACCCGGCUGAAUUGCAUCCGCAUUGCCAGGAAAGCUGCCUGUAAGGAAAGCAAGCGACCCCUGGAGGUGUCCCAGAGAUCAGAGGAGAUGGGGCUCAUCCUGGGCAUCUGUGCGGGGGGACUUGCUGUCCUCAUCCUUCUCCUGGGGGCCAUCAUUAUCAUCAUCCGUAAGGGGAAGCCGGUGAACAUGACCAAGGCUACUGUCAACUACCGCCAGGAGAAGACCCACAUGAUGAGUGCCGUGGACCGGAGCUUCACGGACCAGAGCACCCUGCAGGAGGACGAGCGGCUGGGCCUCUCCUUCAUGGACACCCAUGGCUAUAGCCCCCGAGGAGACCAGCGCAGUGGUGGGGUCACUGAGGCCAGCAGCCUGCUGGGGGGCUCACCGCGGCGUCCCUGCGGCCGGAAGGGCUCCCCGUAUCACACGGGGCAGCUGCAUCCCGCGGUGCGCGUGGCCGACCUCCUGCAGCACAUCAACCAGAUGAAGACAGCCGAGGGCUAUGGCUUCAAGCAGGAGUACGAGAGUUUCUUUGAAGGCUGGGAUGCCACAAAGAAGAAAGACAAGGUCAAGGGCAGCCGGCAAGAGCCCAUGCCUGCCUAUGAUCGGCACCGAGUGAAACUGCCCCCGAUGAUGGGAGGCCCCGAUGCCGACUACAUUAACGCCAACUACAUAGACGGUUACCACAGGUCAAACCACUUCAUAGCCACUCAAGGGCCGAAGCCCGAGAUGGUCUACGACUUCUGGCGCAUGGUGUGGCAGGAGCACUGUUCCAGCAUUGUCAUGAUCACCAAGCUGGUGGAGGUGGGCAGGGUGAAAUGCUCACGGUACUGGCCGGAGGACUCAGACAUGUACGGGGACAUCAAGAUCACACUGGUGAAGACGGAGACUCUAGCUGAAUAUGUCGUGCGCACCUUCGCCCUGGAGCGGAGAGGGUACUCUGCCCGGCAUGAGGUCCGUCAAUUCCACUUCACCGCGUGGCCGGAACACGGCGUCCCCUACCACGCCACGGGGCUGCUGGCCUUUAUCCGGCGCGUGAAGGCCUCUACCCCGCCUGACGCCGGGCCCGUUGUCAUCCACUGCAGCGCGGGCACUGGCCGCACAGGCUGCUACAUUGUUCUGGAUGUGAUGCUGGACAUGGCGGAGUGUGAGGGCGUCGUGGACAUUUACAACUGCGUGAAGACCCUCUGCUCCCGGCGCGUCAACAUGAUCCAGACGGAGGAGCAGUACAUCUUCAUUCACGAUGCAAUCCUGGAGGCCUGCCUGUGUGGAGAGACCACCAUCCCUGUCAGCGAGUUCAAGGCCACCUACAAGGAGAUGAUCCGCAUUGAUCCUCAGAGUAAUUCCUCCCAGCUGCGGGAAGAGUUCCAGACACUGAACUCGGUCACACCGCCCCUGGAUAUGGAAGAGUGCAGCAUUGCCCUGCUACCCCGGAACCGGGACAAGAACCGCAGCAUGGACGUCCUGCCGCCCGACCGCUGCCUGCCUUUCCUCAUCUCUACCGACGGGGACCCUAACAACUAUAUCAACGCGGCUCUGACGGACAGCUACACACGGAGCGCAGCCUUCAUCGUGACCUUGCACCCGCUGCAGAGCACCACGCCUGACUUCUGGCGGCUCGUCUACGACUACGGCUGCACCUCCAUCGUCAUGCUUAACCAGCUGCACCAGUCCGACACCGCCUGGCCCUGUCUGCAGUACUGGCCAGAGCCGGGCCGGCAGCAGUACGGCCUCAUGGAGGUGGAGUUUGUGUCAGGCUCUGUGGACGAAGACUUGGUGGCCCGUGUCUUCCGGGUGCAGAACAUCUCGCGGCUGCAGGAGGGGCACCUGCUGGUGCGGCAUUUCCAGUUCCUGCGCUGGUCUGCCUACCGGGACACGCCUGACUCCAAGAAGGCCUUCCUGCACCUGCUGGCCGAGGUGGACAAGUGGCAGGCGGAGAGUGGGGACGGGCGCACUGUCGUGCACUGCCUGAACGGGGGCGGCCGCAGUGGCACCUUCUGCGCCUGUGCCACAGUCCUGGAGAUGAUCCGCUGCCACAGCCUGGUGGAUGUUUUCUUUGCUGCCAAAACGCUUAGGAACUACAAGCCCAAUAUGGUGGAAACCCUGGAUCAGUACCACUUUUGCUAUGAUGUGGUGCUGGAGUACCUGGAGGGGCUGGAGUCAAGAUAG